Molecule: messenger RNA, 6207 nt
Organism: Hibiscus syriacus
Lineage: Eukaryota; Viridiplantae; Streptophyta; Magnoliopsida; Malvales; Malvaceae
Product: histone acetyltransferase HAC1-like
Exons: 17
Coding region: 468-5624 (1718 amino acids)
Biological process (GO): positive regulation of transcription by RNA polymerase II
Cellular component (GO): histone acetyltransferase complex; transcription regulator complex
Molecular function (GO): zinc ion binding; transcription coactivator activity; chromatin DNA binding
Source: RefSeq, a predicted model, not a curated record
UUUUGCAAACCCUAACUCCAGGAAGAUUAAUCUGGCUCCUCUUUUCGUUCUUCUCCUUCUCUUUCUUGGUGUCAUAUGCUCGUGCCAAUUUCCGUAAGCACGUGCGAUUCAAUCGGUGUUUCGCCGAUUCAUUUCCCCCCUUUUUUAAUUUUAUUUUUUACAGUCAUCGUCACCGUGACUCUCGUUCUGACCAUCGGGUUUCUUGAAUCUCCGAUUGCAACUGCUCUUGCUUCUGCUUUCAAAUAGCUUUUCUUUUCCUCAGGUUCAUUUUUAAGGUUACAUAUAAUACUCAAUUGCCAUUAAAGUGAUGUAUUUGAAGUGGCUAUUAAAAGAGGGGAAAAAGAAGGAAACGUGAAUGAUUGUGGAUGGUGCAAUUGUAAGGCAAAAUUCGGCUUAACUUAUGCAGCUCUUUCUAAUUGUGUUCGUUGCUAAGAAAAGGUGGAAAAGAAGAAGGAAUAAGGAUUGAGAUGAAUGUACGGGCGCGGAUGUCAGGACAGGUUCCUAAUCGAAGUUUGCCCCAGCAAAAUGGGAACCCUCCCCAACUUGCUCAGAUGCAGAAUAUAGGUACAGGAAGUGCUGGUUCUGGUGGCAUUGGAGACUCUCAGCAUAAUUUGUUGAUGAUGGAGCCUGAACUCCUAAAAACACGUGAAUACAUGCGAGGAAAGAUCAUUGAUAUUUUGAAAUUGCGGCACCAGCAUCCAGUUACUGAGGCAUCAAUGAUAAAGACUCGGGAUUUUGCAAGACGGUUGGAAGAAGGUCUGUUUAAGAUCGCUCAUACGAAGGAGGACUAUAUAAAUUUGAAUACUUUAGAGCACCGCUUACAGACUCUAAUAAAAGGGAUCCGAAAUGUGCGCAACCAACAACAUCUGCAGUUUGUUAAAUCGGCACCAGAAUCAACACCGGUUGGUACAAUGAUACCAACCCCUGGUAUGUCGCACAAUGACAAUUCUAGUAUGGCUGUUACACCUUCGACAGAUACUCAUAUGAAUGCUGCCAAUGCAAGUGUAGCACUUACGAAUGUCAAUGCAGGAAGCAUGUUUCCAACCGCUGACAUGAAUAGCGGUUCUGUCAGUAGAUCGGAUGGAAAUGUAUCUAAUGGGUAUCAACAAUCACCUGCAAAUGUUGCUAUUGCUUCAGGUGGAAUGUCUUCAACUGGCGUGCUAAGAAUGACAAGCCAAAUGAUUCCCACUCCUGGAUUUAAUAGUAAUAAUAGCACUAGUAACUGUAAUAAUCAGUCUUCCAAUAUUGUUGGUGGGCUUUCAACUGUUGAAUCAACAAUGGUAUUUCAGCCACAGCAGCAAAAGCAACAUAUUCAUGGUCAAAAUAAUCGUAUCUUGCACACCCUUGGUAGACAAAUGGGUAGUAGCUUCAGGUCUGGCUUGCAGCAGAAAACUUUUGGGUUUUCUAAUGGAUCCCUAAAUGGUGCAUUGGGAAUGAUGGGAAACAAUAUUCAAAUUGAUAAUGAACCAGGGACUUCUGGGGAAUAUCAGACUGUCACAUCUUUUGCUAAUUCGUCAAAACCUAUGCAACAACAUUUUGACCAACAUCAGCAACCCCCGAUGCAAGGUGAUGGAUAUGGAAUGAAUACCGAUUCUUUUGGGUCUGGAAACUUAUAUGGUGCUGUAACAACCGGUGGAUCAGGGAUGAACUCCCACAAUUUGAAUCCAGCUAAUUUGCAAUCUUUGACCAGAACAAGUUCUUUGAUAAAUAAUAAGUCAAAUUUACAUGCUGUGCAAUCAGCUGCCCAUAUGAAACCCCAGUCUCUGGAUCAGUUUGAAAAGAUGAAUGUUCAACCUCCUGUUUCUUCAAGAGUUAAUAUCCUUCAGGCUAAUCAACAGAAACAAUUUCAGCAGCAGCUUAAUCAGUUCCAGCAACAGCGGGAACAUCAGAAUCAGCAAAUUCAGCAGCAUCAGAAUUUGCACACCAAUACUGGUUAUAGCCAAUCUCAUAUGGCCUCUUUAAGCAGCCAAGUGAAAAGUGAACCUGGAGAGGAAUGCCACAAUGAGGUUCUACAUGAACAAGCUUGUGAACCAUUUACACAUUCUGAAUUGCGGAAUGGGUUCCCGAAUAUCCAUUAUAAAGAGCUCUCUAGUCAGCAGGAUAUGCUUUCAUCAAUCCCACAAAAUUCUCCGAUAAUGCAGCAGAUGUUGCAUCAAAAUCAAUUGAUUCCAGAAUCUCAUAACGAUUGUAAGCUUUCAGAUGAAGCACCACCAGAAUCAGGUGCACACAGCCAGUGGCACCCUCACUCACAAAAUCAGGUUCAAAUGCCGAAGAACAUAUCAGAGCAGCAUAUUCAAGAUGCCGUCCGCCAGAAAGUACCGGGGCAGGAUGAAGCCCAACAUAAAGAUUUAUCUGCAGAUGGAUCUUCUAUCAGUCUUGUUGUUCCACAAAGCUCAUCUGAUCCUUCAACUUCCAGGGGUACCUUCACAAGAUCCGGAAAUGGAAGCCGUGAUCGGCAGUUUAGAAAUCAAGUGAGGUGGCUUUUGUUUCUGCGUCAUGCUCAUAGAUGUAAAGCCCCCGAGGGUAAGUGUGAUGGCUAUUGCUAUACUGUACGAAAGUUGUUGAGUCAUAUGGAUAUAUGUGAAUCAUCUAAGUGUUCAUAUCCUCGUUGCCAUCACUCCAAGAUAUUGAUUCGUCAUCACAAGACCUGUGAAAAUCCAUCGUGCCCUGUUUGUGUUCCCGUUGUCAGUUAUGUACGGGCUCAAAAGGCACGUUCCUGUCUAAAACCCUCUUUUGUUCUGCCAUCUUUGGAUAGUGGAUCUACUGAAACUGUAGGUACUUCAGCUAGAAUGAAUUCUACAACUGCAUCAAUUGAUACCUCUGUAGAUCUACAGCCUUCACUAAAACGAAUAAAAAUAGAGCAGCCUCUUCAUUCUGUUACUGCUGAGAGUAAUGGUUCAGUAGUAUCAGGUUCUGCUGUGGCUGAGCAUCACAUAUCAGAGGAUAUCCGGUGCCAAGAUCGCCAACUAGCUGACCUGUCUAUGCCAGUUAAACUGGAGGCUGUGGAGGUCCCCAUGAGUUCUGCUGAAGUUAGUCCUGCUUUUAUUGAAAUGAAGGAUGCUGUAGAUGACAUUUGCAAACAGAAGACUGAUGGUGAAUCGAUUAUGUAUGAUGAAUUUAGUGGUCUACCGAAGCAAGAAAAUGCUAAUAUUGUGGAAGAGUCUGAUUUAGUAAAACAAGAAAAUAUGAUACAACCUUCCAAAAGUGUGGCUGUAACCAAGUCUGGGAAACCAAAAAUAAAGGGAGUGUCUCUGACCGAACUGUUCACCCCUGAGCAAGUUAGGGAGCAUAUUGCAGGUCUCAGACAAUGGGUUGGACAGAGUAAGGCAAAGGCUGAAAAGAAUCAAGCAAUGGAGCACUCAAUGAGUGAGAACUCUUGUCAGUUAUGUGCUGUUGAGAACCUUACUUUUGAACCACCCCCAAUUUAUUGCAGCCCUUGCGGAGCUCGCAUUAAGCGAAAUGCAAUGUACUACACAGUGGGAUCAGGUGAUACACGACAUUACUUUUGUAUUCCAUGCCAUAACGAGGCUCGUGGAGAUACCAUUGUUGCUGAGGGAACUGCCUUUCAUAAGGCAAGACUUGAGAAGAAGAAGAAUGAUGAAGAGACUGAGGAAUGGUGGGUUCAGUGUGACAAGUGUGAGGCUUGGCAGCAUCAAAUUUGUGCUUUGUUUAAUGGUAGAAGGAAUGAUGGUGGUCAAGCUGACUAUACAUGCCCCAAUUGCUAUAUUGCUGAGAUUGAAAGAGGAAAGCGGAAGCCCUUACCACAGAGUGCUGUCCUUGGGGCCCAAGAUUUGCCGAGAACAGUCCUUAGUGACCACAUAGAAGAGCGGUUAUUUAGGAGGCUAAAACAAGAAAGACAAGAGAGGGCAAGGGUUCAAGGAAAAAGUUAUGACGAGGUUCCUGGGGCUGAAGCACUUGUAUUUAGAGUUGUUUCAUCAGUUGACAAAAAGUUGGAAGUGAAGCCACACUUUCUUGACAUUUUUCAAGAAGAGAAUUACCCACCAGAAUUUCCAUAUAAAUCAAAGGUAAUUUUAUUGUUUCAGAAGAUUGAAGGAGUAGAAGUAUGUUUAUUUGGCAUGUAUGUUCAAGAAUUUGGAUCGGAAUCUGCACUCCCAAAUCAGCGCCGUGUUUAUCUUUCAUACUUAGAUUCGGUAAAGUAUUUCUGGCCUGAGAUUAAAGCAGUUACUGGAGAAGCUCUCCGUACAUUUGUUUACCAUGAAAUUCUUAUUGGAUACCUUGAAUAUUGCAAGCUACGUGGCUUUACAAGUUGCUAUAUAUGGGCUUGCCCUCCACUAAAGGGUGAAGAUUAUAUCUUAUAUUGUCAUCCAGAAAUCCAGAAAACACCGAAAUCAGAUAAAUUGAGAGAAUGGUAUUUGUCAAUGCUGAAAAAAGCUGCCAAGGAAAGUGUUGUAGUUGGUCUUACUAAUUUAUAUGAUCAUUUCUUUGAAUCUGCUGGUGAAUGUAAGGCCAAAGUUACAGCAGCUAGGCUUCCAUAUUUUGAUGGUGAUUACUGGCCUGGGGCAGCUGAAGAUCUAAUUAAUCAGCUUCGUCAAGAAGAAGAUGGCAGAAAGCUCAACAAAAAAGGAACCAAAAUGACCUUAACAAAAAGGGCCUUAAAAGCAUCUGGGCAGUCUGAUCUGUCUGCUAAUGCAUCAAAGGAUCUGCUACUGAUGCAUAAACUUGGUGAAACCAUUUCCCCAAUGAAGGAGGAUUUUAUCAUGGUUCACUUGCAGCAUUGUUGCACUCAUUGUUGUUGUCUAAUGAUAUCUGGAAACCGCUGGGUCUGCAACAAGUGCAAAAAGUUUCAGAUUUGUGAUAAGUGCUAUGAAACAGAGCAGAAACGUGAAGAACGAGAGAGACAUCCCAUUAAUCAGAGGGAAAAACAUAUUCUCCAUCCGGUUGAAAUUAUUGAUGUACCAACUGAUACAAAGGAUAAAGAUGAAAUUCUUGAGAGUGAAUUCUUUGAUACUAGGCACGCAUUUUUGAGUCUUUGUCAAGGGAAUCAUUAUCAGUAUGAUACGUUAAGGCGAGCUAAACAUUCUUCAAUGAUGAUCCUGUACCAUCUUCACAAUCCAACUGCUCCUGCAUAUGUCACAAGCUGUAAAAUAUGUUAUCUAGACAUUGAAACUGGUCAAGGUUGGCACUGUGAAGUUUGCCCUGAUUAUGAUGUAUGCAAUGCAUGUUACCGAAAGGACGGUGGUGUUGAUCAUCCUCAUAAGUUAACAAAUAAUCCAUCAUUGGCUGAACAUGAUGCACAAAAUAAAGAGGCGAGACAACUACGGGUUCUGCAGCUGAGGAAAAUGCUUGACCUUUUGGUGCAUGCAUCACAAUGUCGUUCUGCUCAUUGCCAAUACCCAAAUUGUAGGAAAGUGAAGGGACUUUUCCGCCAUGGAAUACAAUGCAAAACACGUGCUUCCGGUGGCUGUGUACUUUGUAAGAAAAUGUGGUAUCUCUUGCAGCUUCAUGCACGAGCAUGCAAAGAAUCAGGAUGUCACGUACCACGUUGCAGGGAUCUUAAGGAACAUUUGAGGAGGCUUCAACAACAGUCUGAUUCGCGGCGGAGGGCUGCUGUGAUGGAGAUGAUGAGACAGAGAGCUGCAGAAGUUGCUGGUAAUUCCGGGUAAAACGAACUGUAAAUAUAGGUGUAGAUGUUUUGAUGAAAAAUGCUCCUUUAUCCAAUAGGGAGGUAGACAAUAGUAUUGGUGCUGUGCCAACAGUUGACUGCUUAGAACCAGGCCAGCAAUGGGGAAAACCGGCAGAUAUAAGGCAGGAGAUAGCAUACAAUACUUCAAACUAGUGAUUGAUUGCUUCUUCAAUCCCAUGACUGAAUUCCCUACAAGGACUGCAUCUGCAUGCAAACAAAGUUUUACGAGAUCGGAUUGCAGCAGUAGUGGAGCUAUGCCCGAUAUGUGUCGGUUGACUAAUUUGAUGAUUCUUUAUAACUUUCAGCUUGGAUCUGUGGAAUUGGAAUGCUACCCGUGUGGCGAGUGUAUCAUAAUUAUGUUCUUAUAUGUUACCUCUAAAUUGCUUCGCAAAAAUGUAGGGCUGACCCCAUUUUUGCAGAAUAACUUAUAAUUUAAAGAUGUAGGUUGACGAAGGUACAUCAAUUCUUUUUCUAAUCGAUACUGGGAAAUUAUUUAUAAUAUAUACAUACAUGCAUACAAAUAUAUGUAAUUUGUAUUACAUAGUUCAAAGGUCUAUUUUUUU